This is a messenger RNA of Elephantulus edwardii (Cape elephant shrew), 2496 nucleotides long. It is a transcript of the gene SORT1, whose product is annotated as sortilin 1. Bases 1 to 2496 code for a protein of 831 amino acids. Gene Ontology annotation, molecular function: protein binding. Lineage: Eukaryota; Metazoa; Chordata; Mammalia; Macroscelidea; Macroscelididae. The transcript is spliced from 21 exons. The record is from RefSeq and is a predicted model, not a curated record. Gene Ontology annotation, biological process: vesicle organization; endocytosis; Golgi to endosome transport. Gene Ontology annotation, cellular component: Golgi apparatus; membrane.
AUGGAGCGGCCCCAGGGAGCUGCGGAUGGUCUCGCGCACUCGUUCCACGGCCUCGGCCCUCUCCUUCUCCUUCUCCAGCUGUUGCUGCCGGUAGCCCUCAGCCAGGACCGGCUGGACGCGCCUCCGCCUCCUGCAGCGCCGCCGCUGCGCUGGUCCGGCCCCGUCGGGGUGAGCUGGGGGCUGCGCGCGGCCGCGGCCGGGGGCCCGUUUCCCCACGGCGGCCUUAAGCACGUGUUUGAUGAUCUCAGCGGCUCAGUGUCCUUGUCUUGGUUUGGAGAUAGCACAGGGGUCAUUCUAGUCUUGACUACCUUCCAUGUACCUCUGGUGAUUAUGACUUUCGGACAGUCCAGACUAUAUCGAAGUGAAGAUUAUGGAAAGAACUUUAAAGAUAUUACAAAUCUCAUCAAUAACACCUUUAUUCGGACUGAAUUUGGCAUGGCUAUUGGUCCUGAGAACUCUGGAAAGGUGAUUUUAACAGCAGAGGUGUCUGGAGGAAGUCAUGGAGGAAGAAUCUUCAGAUCAUCAGAUUUUGCAAAGAACUUCAUUCAGACUGAUCUGCCAUUUCAUCCUCUCACUCAGAUGAUGUAUAGUCCUCAGAAUUCAGAUUAUCUCUUAGCCCUCAGUACUGACAAUGGCCUGUGGGUGUCCAAGAAUUUUGGGGGAAAAUGGGAAGAAAUCCACAAAGCAGUAUGUUUGGCCAAAUGGGGAUCAGAAAAUACCAUCUUCUUUACCACCUAUGUGAAUGGCUCCUGCAAAGCUGACCUUGGGGCAAUGGAAUUAUGGAGAACUACAGACUUGGGGAAAAGCUUCAAAACCAUUGGUGUGAAGAUAUAUUCAUUUGGUCUUGGGGGCCGUUUCCUUUUUGCCUCUGUGAUGGCUGAUAAGGAUACAACUCGAAGGAUCCACGUGUCAACAGAUCAAGGGGACACCUGGAGCAUGGCCCAGCUGCCCUCGGUGGGGCAGGAACAGUUCUACUCCAUUCUGGCAGCUAAUGAUGACAUGGUAUUCAUGCAUGUAGAUGAGCCUGGGGAUACUGGAUUUGGCACAAUCUUUACCUCAGAUGAUCGAGGCAUCGUAUAUUCCAAAUCAUUGGACCGACAUCUCUAUACUACCACAGGCGGAGAGACAGAUUUUACCAAUGUGACCUCCCUCCGUGGCGUGUAUAUAACAAGUGUACUUUCUGAAGAUAAUUCUAUUCAGACUAUGAUCACUUUUGACCAAGGUGGAAGAUGGAAGCACCUGAGAAAGCCUGAGAACAGUGAAUGUGAUGCUACAGCAAAAAACAAGAAUGAGUGCAGCCUUCAUAUUCACGCUUCUUACAGCAUCUCCCAGAAGCUAAAUGUCCCAAUGGCCCCACUCUCAGAGCCUAACGCCGUAGGCAUCGUCAUUGCUCAUGGUAGUGUGGGGGAUGCCAUCUCGGUUAUGGUCCCAGACGUGUACAUCUCAGAUGAUGGUGGCUACUCCUGGGCAAAGAUGCUGGAAGGACCCCACUAUUACACCAUCCUGGAUUCUGGAGGCAUCAUUGUGGCCAUUGAGCACAGCAGCCGUCCUAUCAAUGUGAUUAAGUUCUCCACAGAUGAAGGUCAGUGCUGGCAAACCUACACCUUCACCAGGGAGCCCAUUUACUUCACUGGCCUUGCUUCAGAGCCUGGGGCCAGGUCCAUGAACAUCAGCAUCUGGGGCUUCACAGAAUCUUUCCUCACCCGCCAGUGGGUCUCCUACACCAUCGAUUUUAAAGAUAUCCUUGAAAGGAACUGUGAAGAGAAGGACUAUACCAUAUGGCUGGCUCACUCCACAGACCCCGGAGAUUAUGAAGAUGGCUGCAUUUUAGGCUAUAAAGAACAGUAUCUACGGCUACGCAAGUCGUCCGUCUGUCAGAAUGGUCGAGACUAUGUUGUGACCAAGCAGCCAUCCAUCUGUGUCUGUACCCUGGAGGACUUCCUCUGUGAUUUUGGCUACUUCAGACCAGAAAAUGAUUCAAAGUGUAUGGAACAGCCUGAACUGAAGGGCCACGACCUGGAGUUUUGUCUGAACGGCAGAGAAGAGCACCUGACAACAAGCGGAUACCGGAAAAUUCCAGGAGACAAAUGCCAAGGGGGGGUGAAUCCAGUUCGAGAAUUAAAAGACUUGAAAAAGAAAUGCACGAGCAACUUUUUAAGUCCAGAAAAGCAGAAUUCCAGGUCUAGUUCUGUUCCAAUUAUUCUGGCGAUAGUGGGAUUGAUGCUGGUCACCAUCGUAGCAGGAGUGCUGAUUGUGAAGAAGUACGUCUGUGGAGGAAGGUUCCUGGUGCAUCGAUACUCUGUGCUGCAGCAGCACGCAGAGGCCAAUGGAGUGGAUGGCGUGGACACGUUAGACACCGCCUCUCACACCCAGAAAAGCGGUUACCAUGAUGACUCAGAUGAGCCCCUGUUCCGACCCUUAGAUGAGACUAGCAGGAUAGGGAAAGGCCAGCCCCAUUACAUAACCCUGGGCUGGGACCCUGGAGGCCAGGCCUGA